Molecule: messenger RNA, 2505 nt
Organism: Gigantopelta aegis
Lineage: Eukaryota; Metazoa; Mollusca; Gastropoda; Neomphalida; Peltospiridae
Product: micronuclear linker histone polyprotein-like
Source: RefSeq, a predicted model, not a curated record
UAUAUCGGGUAAACGUUUGGUCAGUAGAACUAGACGAAAGGUCUAAUGGCCGGAAUGGAGAAGAAGGAUGUCAGUCACAGAAGAAAAAAAUCGAGAAGAAAACGAUCGAAAGAAUCUACACAACGACACACUGACAAUGGGCACAGCAGCACCAUUAAAAACUCGACUGUUGACCCGUCUAGUUCCCCGACGAGAAAGCGCCACAGACACCACAGCAGCAGUCCUUCUGCAACAACGCGGAAACAUAAAUCGCACCAUGUCGUCAAAGACCAAAACCUCCGACCUAUCACCGACACGACCAGCCUGGUCUCGGGUAGGGAAAAAGAUCACGUGUCCAUCUGUUCGUCGCAGACGCUUCCCAGCCAGUAUCUACGUAACGUGAUUUACUAUCAAAAUCGAUUUAUCGUCCUUGAUUCACCGACACGCAAACCAAGAGGAAGAUCGUCCAGCGGAAACCUUUCCACAGAUGACCACGGCAGAAAGAACAAGCGAACCGGAAACCGUGCACUGCGCAAACUCGCCGGAAGUGAAGCGACGUUUGCAGACGACAGUUUUGGCGACAGCGAGACGAGCGUGUCGCGUGGGCCAGGUGACGGAAAGUCGUCAGGAAAGCGAAGACGAAAACAUAUGGAUAAGAAUUCAAAGUCUGUUACCAUGGAGACUCGGAAGGUCGUUCCAGAGAUUAGGGUCAGUGAUGCGGAUGGUUUUCGGAACACCAAAUCGAAUAAAGAAAAAUCCAUUUUGAAGAGGAUUGCCCAUGUUUUGAUGGAUGACCGGGUGAAGGGACGACCUGCCUAUGAGAUUGACUUACAGAACCACCCAGAGAAGUACAGACUGUUGAGGAGUUUAAAUGUCAUCCUUGUCACUGUGGGAGUCGCUCUCCUAGUAGCCGUGUGCAUAGUGAUCAUCUAUACUGCUAUAGGCGAAGAAUUCUUCGUGUCUUCGUUGAAAACUCUCGUCAGGUCUUUCAUCGUGUCAUUGUUUAUCAUGAUUAAUCACGUGUCCUCGCUUAUGUAAUCAGAACAAAACAUUAAAAUCACUUAAAGGCAUAUUGUCACAGACCACUCAUCUAUUCAAUGGUCCAACAAAGUAUUACCUGAGAAAAUAUGUAUUUGAUUUCUCCCUAAAUGUACAUUAUUCAACCAUCUACAAAACCACCAUACCCCACCUAUUACCUGAAAAAAUAUGUAUUUGAUUUGUCCCUAAAUGUACAUUAUUCAACCAUCUACAAAACCACCAUACCCCACCUAUUACCUGAGAAAAUAUGUAUUUGAUUUAUCCCUAAAUGUUCAUUAUUCAACCAUCUACAAAACCACCAUACCCCACCUAUUAAUGAUAUUUAGUAACAAAUAAUUUAAUUAUGGCAAUGGUCCAUAAUUCAAAAACCUAUAUUGCAGAGAGAGUUGACAUGGAUUUCACUUCAUCAUGGUUCACUUAAAGUGAUGCGAUAGCCAGAUUGGGUUUCCAAUCAUUGAUGCAAUUUUCAUUUAUUAUCCAUUUUUAGAGAAAUAAUAUCAUUAAAUCCGUGACUGUAUGCCUUUAACUAUUCUUCUGUAUUCAAGUUUAAAAGCUUUGAAAUCUGAACGAUAAAACUGUUAUUAAAACCAUAUCUCUGCACAAGGCAUUUGAAAGGGUAUUUUGGCCAAAUCAAUUUUUGGAAAUGUGAACAACAAAAGCGUGUUCCGUAAUCAAACCACAAUCUUUGCACAAGACAUAGUUGAAAGGGACUUUGACCAAAUCAAAUCUGAACGACAAAACCGUUUUCCGUAAUCAAAACCGAAACUUUGCACAAGACAGUUGAAAGGGCAUUUCGACCAAAUCAUGAUUACUUCUGUGAAUCUAUCUAUAUUAGAUGCCUCGACUAUAGGAAGACUACCACUCCCCAUGACAUCCUCUUCGGAACGUCAAAGAAGUCUUAAUUUUUAAUGGUGGCCUUGAUUACAAUUUUAGUAUAAUUAUUAUAUAAUUCCAAUCUGUAAAUAUUUUCUUUAUAUAUAAAUCCUUAGUUUCAUUUAAAUGGUACCAUGUAACUUAAAGAAGGUCAAUGUUCAUCACUCUAGACUUUUGGCAAUGAUUAGAAAACAAAAUAGAUCUUUGCAGCUGUUUUCUUUAAUUAAAAUGAAUAAGAUAACUGUUUAAGUUAUUUGUUAAUGUUGAAUCAGUAAACAAAAUUCUUUAAAAUUGUUGUGAAAAAGUGAGAGAACUCCCUCAUUCAGCUACUGACGGAAAAAAAACCCCGAAGAACGCGGAUUUCCCUCAUUUCGUGUAUUAAUUUUCUGAAAAAAAGAGUUCAGUCGUUAUUUUAUAAUAUUUUACAAUUAUUAAAUAGCUGUAUACUCAGAAAUUUACAAAUUGAAUAUGAUCAUUUCUAGCACCUAUCUAUUUGUUAAUGACACCAGUAAAACGUUUUGAUUAAAAGGGCUAUAAAUUACAAACCGCGUAGGGCCCUAUGGGCAACCUAGGGAGACACCACAGCGUCGUAAAGGUCUAAAAUUAACGAGCUAC